Peromyscus eremicus (cactus mouse) is the source of this 2059-nucleotide messenger RNA. RefSeq names its product PTEN induced kinase 1 (gene Pink1). Gene Ontology annotation, biological process: regulation of apoptotic process; positive regulation of mitochondrial fission; protein phosphorylation. Bases 83 to 1816 code for a protein of 577 amino acids. The transcript is spliced from 8 exons. Gene Ontology annotation, molecular function: ATP binding; protein serine/threonine kinase activity. Gene Ontology annotation, cellular component: mitochondrion. The record is from RefSeq and is a predicted model, not a curated record. Lineage: Eukaryota; Metazoa; Chordata; Mammalia; Rodentia; Cricetidae.
UGGGCUCCGCCCACGAAGUUUGUUGUCCUCGGCCUCCCGGACGAUUGUGGCGGUGGCAGUGGGAUCGGGUCUCCGCGCCACCAUGGCGGUGCGACAGGCGCUGGGCCGAGGCCUGCAACUGGGUCGGGCGCUGCUGCUGCGCUUCGCGGCCAAGCCCGGCCCGGUCUCGGGCUUGGGGAAGCCUGGCCCAGCGGCAGCCUGGGGCCGCGGAGAGCGCCCGGGCCGGGCCGCAGGCCCCAGAGCACAGCCAGGCCCGCUCGGGCUCCCCCUUCCCGACCGCUACCGCUUCUUCCGCCAGUCGGUGGCUGGGCUGGCGGCGCGGAUCCAGCGGCAGUUCGUGGUGCGGGCCCGGGGCGGCGCGGGCCCUUGCGGCCGAGCAGCCUUCCUGGCCUUCGGGCUGGGGCUGGGGUUGAUCGAGGAGAAGCAGGCGGAGGGCCGGCGGGCCGCCUCGGCCUGUCAGGAGAUCCAGGCAAUUUUUACACAGAAAAACAAGCUAGUGUCUGACCCACUGGACACACCGUGCUGGCAGGGCUUCCGUCUGGAGGAUUACCUGAUAGGACAGUCCAUCGGCAAGGGCUGCAGCGCUGCUGUGUACGAAGCCACUGUGCCCACACUGUCCCAGCACCUGGAGAAGGCCAAGUGCGUUGGCCUUCUAAGGAAAAGCCCAGAUGUCCUCCCAAAGGGAGCAGAUGGGGAGCGGGCCCCCGCCUUUCCCUUUGCCAUCAAGAUGAUGUGGAAUAUCUCGGCAGGUUCCUCCAGUGAAGCCAUCUUAAGCACAAUGAGCCAGGAGCUGGUCCCAGCAAGCCGGGUGGCCUUGGAUGGAGAGUAUGGAGGAGUCACUUACAGACGAUCCAGAGGCGGUCCCAAGAAGCUUGCCCCACACCCCAACAUCAUCCGGGUUCUCCGAGCCUUCACUUCAUCUGUACCCCUGCUGCCGGGGGCCCUGGCUGACUACCCCGAUGUACUGCCACCGCACCUCCACCCAGAAGGCCUGGGCCACAGUCGCACACUGUUCCUCGUAAUGAAGAACUACCCCUGCACCCUGCGCCAGUACCUUCAGGAGCACACUCCCAGUCCCCGCCUGGCUACCAUGAUGACCUUGCAGUUACUGGAGGGCGUGGACCACCUGGUUCAGCAGGGCAUUGCCCAUCGGGACCUCAAAUCUGACAACAUACUUGUGGAACUGGACUCAGACAGCUGCCCCUGGCUGGUGAUCUCGGAUUUCGGCUGCUGCCUGGCUGACGAGCGCAUCGGUCUGCAGUUACCUUUCACUAGCUGGUAUGUGGACCUCGGUGGCAACGGUUCCCUGAUGGCCCCUGAGGUGUCCACAGCCCAUCCGGGCCCCAGGGCAGUAAUUGACUUCAGCAAGGCUGACACCUGGGCUGUGGGGGCCAUCGCCUAUGAAAUCUUUGGGCUUGCCAAUCCCUUCUAUGGCCAAGGCAGAGCCCACCUCGAGAGCCGCAGCUACCAGGAAGCUCAGCUACCUGAGAUGCCCAAGUCGGUGCCUCCAGAUGCAAGACAGCUGGUGAGGUCACUGCUCCAGCGAGAGACCAGCAAGAGGCCUUCUGCACGUGUGGCUGCAAACGUGCUGCACUUGAGCCUCUGGGGUGAGCAUCUUCUAGCCCUGAAGAAUCUGAAAUUGGACAAGAUGAUUGGCUGGCUCCUCCAGCAAUCAGCAGCCACUCUGCUGGCUGACAGGCUGAUGGAGAAGAGCUGUGUGGCAACAAAGCUGCAGAUGCUGUUUCUGGCUAACCUGGAGUGUGAGACACUCUGCCAGGCAGCCCUCCUGCUCCGCUCCUGGAGGGCAGGCCUGUGAUGGCUCUGUGCUGCGCUGUUACUAAAAGACGGGGGCAUCUAUGUUGUGAUGUCAUGAUGGUGUGUGAAGGCCGAAGGAGGUGGCUUGGCUGGGUGGGUGGGAGUCAAGGGACAAGCUGAAGUGGGGCUGGUCAGCCAAAGAGGAAGCCUGAGGUUCAGCAAAUGGAAAGAGCGACCUUGAACAGUUGAGGCUGUAGACAUUCACUGGCUGUGCAGGUUUGAAUAAAUCCUGUGGCCCAACCCA